Messenger RNA from Cebus imitator (Panamanian white-faced capuchin), 3332 nucleotides. RefSeq names its product GRAM domain containing 2A (gene GRAMD2A). The transcript has 12 exons. The record is from RefSeq and is a predicted model, not a curated record. Gene Ontology annotation, molecular function: phosphatidylinositol-4,5-bisphosphate binding. Gene Ontology annotation, biological process: regulation of store-operated calcium entry. Bases 36 to 1220 code for a protein of 394 amino acids. Gene Ontology annotation, cellular component: organelle membrane contact site; endoplasmic reticulum membrane; extrinsic component of cytoplasmic side of plasma membrane. NCBI's taxonomy places the organism in Eukaryota, Metazoa, Chordata, Mammalia, Primates, Cebidae.
GCGCGCGGUCGGGGGCGCGGGGUGCUGGCGCCGCGAUGACCGCUCUGAGCCGGAGCGAGGCCACCGAGGCGGGCAGCAACCAACAAAUGCAUGGAAAGACUUCUCUGAACAGUCCUGUGUCCUGCAAAGAGAAACCAGACAGAGUUCAGGAGCCCCCGGACUGCAGAAGGGCCCUAGUCUCCGAUCUCUGCCCCAAGCUUCUGGCUCAAGGCCAGGGCAGAAUUGGCACUGAGGACGCAUGGGCAGGACUGGGGUUCCUUGUCCCCGAAAUGGAAUGUCUCCUUUGCAGUCUGCACUGCCCAGAAGGCUUGAAGGGUGAAGAGAUAAAGAAGUGUGGCCGAGAAGGGAUACCACUGAAUAAAUACAACCAGCAAUACCACAAGCUGUUUAAGGAUGUACCCUUGGAGGAAGUGGUUCUCAAAGUGUGCUCCUGUGCCCUCCAGAGGGACCUCCUUCUUCAGGGCCGGCUCUACAUCUCCCCCAACUGGCUCUGCUUCCAUGCCAGCCUCUUUGGCAAGGAUAUCAAGGUGGUCAUUCCUGUGGUGUCUGUGCAAAUGAUCAAAAAACACAAGCUGGCACGGCUCCUUCCCAACGGACUGGCCAUCACCACCAACACCAGCCAGAAGUAUAUCUUUGUGUCACUGCUGUCCCGGGACAGUGUAUAUGAGCUGCUGAGGAGAGUCUGCACCCACCUACAGCCUUCCAGCAAGAAGAGUCUAACCGUAAGAGAAUUUCCAGAGGAACCUGAGUCUCUGGAAGUCCUCAUCCCUGAGAUGAAGUGGAGAAAGGUAUGCCCUUCCUCCAGGUCCUUGUCUCUCCUGGACAACAUGCCUCGUACCCCUCCAGCAUCUGUGGACUCCACAGACAGUUUUUUCCCCUCCAGGACGUCUCCAGGGCCUGAAAAGUCAAGAGCCCAAGUAGCCUCUGAAAAUGGCAGGAGGUGGGCAUGGCCCAUGCCAGGCUGGGGCCCUGCCUGCCCUAAGAAGAUGCCGAACUGCUCUCCCAUUGCAGAGAAUGCUGUCUGUGAGGAAGAUGAGCUGGAGGAGGAGACUGGGAGCACUGGGGAGCUGAGGCUCUGGGAUUACCGGCUCCUGAAGGUCUUCUUUGUGCUGGUCUGCAUCCUGGCUGUGUCCUCAUCUUAUCUGGCGUUCCGUAUUUCACAGCUAGAGGAGCAGUUAUGCUCCUUGAGUUGGGACAGCCCAGUCCCUGGGCACAGGUAACAGCCACUUGGCCUUUGUCGCCAUUCCUUCUCCAAGAAGAAUGUGCUGGGUGCUAAGUCUCUACCAAUGAUCCCUGUGGUUUAUGCUGCUGCUGGGCUAAGACUGCGUAUGAAGGAAAAUAUUCCAGAGCCCCCUUCCUCCUCCCAGCUCGUCUCCCUCUGAGAGAUCUGAAGUACCUGUUUACAAAGUAACUGGCUUCUAUGAUUUUUGGACUCAAACAAAAAGCCAGAUUUUUUGGAACCAGCUGAGGAAUUCUGUACACGAAGCUUCAGCAACCACUUAAAAUGAGAAAGAAAAAAAAAAAUUAGCUGGCUCCUUGGAAACAGUUCUGGCACACAGGCAAAACACUGGAGGCAACCUCAAGGGACAGAGGCCAUGUUUUCAUAUGUGGAAUGUGGCUCUGUCACACAGCUCAUUUCUGUGGUGGGGUCAGGGGCCAGAACACAAACCACCUGUGUGGGCUCUGGUCUCCCCCAACACUCUGUGCUCCCACGGGGCUUCUCUGCAGGCAGCCAGGCAUCUGUCAGGCUUGGGCAGGGGCCUGCUGAGAAGCCGUAGAUGAAGAGGGGAGGGCCAGAGAUGAUUCCAGCCAGAGAUGAACUUCCAUGCUAUAGGCUGGGGCUCUGUGCUGGCCCCUCAUGAGGUGGCUGGCUGCACGAUGGGAGAUGCUGCCAAUGGCAGGAAUGGUGGCAGAGGCUGUGAAGAACAGAGGUACCUGACUUCCAUGUUCUCAGCUGUCACUUUCUGGUGACACAGAUCACUGUGGUCACAGACCUGGUAGUGGGUCUUAUGCUUGUGUGUUCAAACAUUUCUAAGGUGUCCCAGGCCCUGGAAAUAGGGAAUGGGGAGGGUGGAGGCUUGGAUCUGGGGUCUUGCUGUCUACUCCCUGCCUGCUCGGAUCUCAGGUUGGUGUUGGGGAAGAGGUCACUUGUGUCGCCCCCGUAGUCAUUGGGUUGCAGGCCAUGGAGGAGGAGGGUCCUCCACUCCAUGGGGCCUAGUCUCCAUUAAGGUAGAAGUAUCCACUGUGGGCUUGGUACAGCGCAGGAGCCAGGCCAGGGAGUCUAUCUUAUACCUCCGGGGACAGGAAAGGUAGGUAGGGGAUGAGGAGGUUGGAUGCGGUGGUGGUUCUGCCUUGGGGAGUAUUCCUCCUCUUUCAGGGCCUUCUCUAUUCUAAAAAGUUUCUCUGUGCCCUACACCUCUGGCCAGAUCUCCCUGGGACUCCCAUCUGCUAAGAUAGUGGCUUUGGGGGUUCUAGAAGGGUCUUACAAGGCCAGAAGUAUCAGGGAAAGUUGCUGGUGAUGGGGUGGGUGGUGUCAGAAACAGCCACUGUUUUCCCCUCUUCAGACACUGAGAGGUUAAUCAGGGAACGAAAUCCAGGUGGAAACUAUUUAUUGUGGAGCAGACGAUUGUCUGUCCCAUUUAUGACAAACCCAAAUGAGGACUGGAGGGACUCCCAGUAAGUGGUCUCUUCAUGCUCUCCCCCUCCCAGUUUUUAGGAUGAAACUUAGAGCCUGGCCUUUUGUGUUGCUUGCGCCAAAUCCGUAUGUCUCAGGGGAAACUCACUGUUCCAUGGACGGCCAUCCUUUUUAUUUGGAACCAGCCCUUUUCACCCUUUCAUCAGUCUUUUUUAGGGAAAUAACCUUUCUUGCCUCAGUACUUCUCUCUGGUUCUUGCUGAAAGGCAGGGAGAACAAAUUCAUUCUCUGAGACUUGCUGGGUUGUCAGAGGCCAUGAGAGGUGCCAAUUAUAGGUGGAUGUGCCAAGAUGCAGGUGAACUUGAUCUCCAGCUAUACCCAGGCUCAGAAAGGGCAAGGGCCAUGCUGCAGGGUAGGUGACUUUGGAGGUGCACUUGGGGCCCAGGGCUGUGAGUGGUGUGGGCGUGCCUGUCCCUCCAGAUGGCCCUCUGUUUCUCCCUGUUGUCCCCGUCUGGCCCUCUGGGGCUGCUGUGCCUUCUGCUGUGCACAUUUAUAAACAAUGUGUAUUUUAUAUAGACCUGCUUGCAAUGGCUGAUGCUCCUUUAAUUCCCUGAGUUUGGUUCAGCCACUCUUGGGUUAUUUUUGCUAUGGCCUUAGCCUUUAAAAAUAUUUUAAAAUAAACUUGAUUUUUCUAGUGU